AGAACGAACAACUGCACUCAAGGUUAUCGAUAAAAUUUUUCAUGAAACAGAUAAACAAGAUGAAUACACUGAACUUAAAGUUCAAGAAAUACUGAAAGAUAUCGGAAAAAUUUACUGGGAUCCAAACAAAACUCCACAUCCAGUAUUUUCUCGUGGAAAUGGUUCAACCAAUUCAAAACAUUUGAACUUAUUGAAUCAAAAUGAAAGACGUGACCAUUGGAUGUAUUCCAGUUGGCAUCAUUUACCUCCUUAUACAACACCAAAGGGUAUGGAAAGAUAUGAAUAUCCUGCAUCUCACUAUCUGCAUUUACUAAACAGACAACCAAAAGAAUAUGUUAUACAUCCCGACUUUAAGUGACAAAAAUGAUCACAGUUUUUGAUUUGCUUUUUUGUUAACUACACAACAACAAAAGAGAUAGACAAAACUUUGUUUAAAUGCAUCAAAUCGUGUUGAGUUUAUAAGUGGAGAAUGUAACAGAUUAUUUAUUUUUUUUA
Heterobilharzia americana is the source of this 495-nucleotide messenger RNA. NCBI's taxonomy places the organism in Eukaryota, Metazoa, Platyhelminthes, Trematoda, Strigeidida, Schistosomatidae. The record is from the annotation of a GenBank genome assembly.